Molecule: messenger RNA, 707 nt
Organism: Carica papaya (papaya)
Lineage: Eukaryota; Viridiplantae; Streptophyta; Magnoliopsida; Brassicales; Caricaceae
Product: Integrase-type DNA-binding superfamily protein
Biological process (GO): regulation of DNA-templated transcription
Molecular function (GO): DNA-binding transcription factor activity; DNA binding
Source: RefSeq, a predicted model, not a curated record
CUCAAACCCAAUGGCUCUCAAACGAAAAUGGAGGGACCACCAUACACUGAAGAUGACUCAACUACUACCAUCACCACCAACACCACCGCCGCCGAUGAAAUUCACAGCAAAUCCAGCUCUCGAAACAGCGGCACGCGGCAUCCGGUUUAUCGGGGAGUACGAAAACGACGGUGGGGCAAGUGGGUAUCCGAAAUCAGAGAGCCGCGCAAGAAGUCGCGCAUUUGGCUCGGCUCUUUCCCGGUGCCGGAAAUGGCAGCCAAAGCUUACGACGUUGCGGCGUAUUGCUUGAAGGGACGAAAAGCGCAGCUCAAUUUCCCCGAAGAGGUCGAGGAUCUUCCUCGACCGUCCACGUGUACGCCCAGAGACAUUCAAGCGGCAGCUGCAAAAGCGGCUCACUCCGUCAUAUUAUCCAAAAAAAGUGACGUCGUAUCGGGAGACGGCGAUGGGGAUGACUUUUGGAGAGAAAUUGAGUUGCCGGAAUUGAUGAACGGAGGAUAUUACCGGAAUUCAUGUGGGUGGUCGUUUUCUGGCGUGGCGUCGUGGCUGGAUGGGGAUAAUAAUCAGCCGAACUACUCAAUGGCUUGCCUGUAGCAAAAAUUAAUGUAUAACGUACGCCAGUCUGUGUGGACGGUUGGUAUAUAUGCAUGUAAAUUAAUUAAUCUUCAUUUCAUAUAUAUGAUUCACCCAACUGCGUUUAUAAAAAAAAA